Molecule: messenger RNA, 1441 nt
Organism: Brassica rapa (field mustard)
Lineage: Eukaryota; Viridiplantae; Streptophyta; Magnoliopsida; Brassicales; Brassicaceae
Product: probable glycosyltransferase At5g03795
Molecular function (GO): glycosyltransferase activity
Source: RefSeq, a predicted model, not a curated record
GCAGAGAGAGAGAUUGAACUUCUCAAAAUCCAAUUUAGAUCCGUCCGAUGACGAUCACCAAACCGCCGCAGCUCUCUUUCUCCGCCGCCUCCUCGCCGCUAUGCUCACUCAAAGGCUCACUCCUCACCGUCGCCGUCCUCACCUUCCUCUCCCUCUUCUACCUCUCUCUCAAUUCCCUCCGCACUCCCCCGCCCUCUCCCAUCGUGCUAGAGUCCACGAUUCACGUUCCUCAUCCUCAGACCAAGGAUGAAUCUUACUCCGACGUCUACCACUCUCCGGACUCGUUCCGGCUCAAUUACGCUGAGAUGGAGAGGAAGUUCAAAAUCUACAUAUACCCCGACGGAGAUCCCAACACGUUCUUCCAAACGCCGAGGAAAGUCACCGGCAAAUACGCCAGCGAAGGCUUCUUCUUCAAAAACAUCAGAGAGUCUCACUUCCGCACGUUGGAUCCAGAGGAGGCCGAUCUCUUCUUCGUCCCCGUUUCCCCUCACAAGAUGCGUGGCAAUGGAACAUCAUAUGAGGACAUGACUGUGAUUGUUAGAGAUUACGUUGAUGGGUUGAUAGCGAAGUAUCCUUAUUGGAACAGAACUUUGGGAGCUGAUCACUUUUUUGUGACGUGUCAUGACGUUGGUGUUAGAGCGUUUGAAGGGUCUCCGGUUAUGAUUAAGAAUACUAUUAGGGUUGUGUGCUCUCCAAGUUAUAAUGUUGGUUUCGUUCCUCAUAAAGAUGUUGCUUUGCCUCAAGUGCUUCAGCCGUUUGCUCUCCCUGCCGGUGGCAAUGAUGUUGAGAACCGGACAACGCUUGGUUUUUGGGCUGGUCAUAGAAACUCAAAGAUACGUGUAAUACUUGCCCGUGUGUGGGAGAACGACACUGAGCUCGAUAUUUCGAACAACAGAAUAAAUAGAGCUACAGGGCAUUUGGUAUAUCAGAAGAGAUUCUACAGGACUAAGUUCUGCAUAUGUCCUGGUGGUUCUCAAGUCAACAGUGCUCGCAUUACUGACUCAAUCCAUUACGGAUGUGUUCCUGUUAUAUUGUCAGACUACUACGACCUUCCUUUCAGCGACAUUCUGGAUUGGAGAAAGUUUGCGGUUGUACUCAGAGAGCGAGAUGUGUAUGACCUCAAGCAGAUCCUCAAGAACAUAACACAGUCAGAGUUUGUUUCCUUGCAUAACAACUUAGUCAAGGUGCAAAAGCAUUUUCAAUGGAACACACCACCAGUUAAAUUCGAUGCGUUUCACAUGAUCAUGUAUGAACUAUGGUUACGCCACCAUGUCAUCAAGUACUGAUCAAAGACUCUUUCAGUCUUUUUUUUUUCUCCAACCAGUAGAUACGGUCCCAAGUAUGUACACCUCUUGUAAGUUUUUUUAAAUAUCAUAGCUUAUAACAGUGACACCAAACAAGAUUACUUUCUUUGAGGAAAAUUCAUUAUUUUUUUUGUGUA